UCUUCCCUGUCUUGGGGUCUUAUUACUAUCCCUACUCUUAUGUUAGGAAAAAUCUAAUAUAUAUAGGAAUAAGAUAUUUGAUAGAAUUCUUGUAUCUACAAAAAGUUCAGAGCUGACUUUUUAACCGAAAGUGAAAAACGCAUCAUGCCUGAACCCAAUUUUCACUUUUUUAACUAGUGUGGUUUAUUUCAAAUUAUACUUUGGAAGCAAUGAGAUUUAUUUUUAUUUGUGCGUUUUCAACUAACUAUAUAAAUCACGAUUUUUUCGGACCCUUUUUAUUAUAUUCAGAUAUCAGGCAAAAGGGGAUUGGAAUUUCUCCACUCGAUAAAGAAAAGUUUUCACUACAAUUCCGUUGAUUUGUUGUUGUUUUAUUUGUCGUUGUCACUGCAGCUUAUGUUGUUCGCUUUUGUUUUUGUGUUAGGUGUUGGUUUUGCUGCUGGUUUUCCGCUUUCACACCCUGCCGACCAGGUGAAAAGGCAACUGUUAUUGGGGAAUGAUUUUUUACACCUCCACAACUUCUGUUGGUUGUUUGGGGAGCCCCAAAUUGUUUAGAUGUUCCGAAACAGCUAUAUAUUUUCAGCAUGUUUGUCUAUUUUGCACUACCAUUUUCUUUUUUUUUGCGCGCCGAAAACUUUUCACCUUACAAAUGUUUGCGUAUCAUUGCGAAAGUUCCCAUUCCGUGUGAUAUUUUGGAAAAUUGACAAAUUCUGGCACUCGACACAAGUCGCCUUCUCGCUCGUUCAUUGCACACGCAACUGGUUCGGUAUGUUUGAAAAUAUUUUUCAAUUUCAGUCUAGUUUUGGUGGAAAUUUUUGGCUCUCGGCAACGCCUUGUUGCGCUAUUUUCGUGCCGCUUUUGGUUCCCGUUCGUUUCGAAAUCAUUUUUCCCCGAUUUCCGUCGAGUUUUCCGCGGCGCAACAUGAAGUCAAUGUGUUUACCUCGCUAAACUUCUUUGCGUGCUAAUAAUAAACCAGCAAACAACAAGCGGCAACAACCAACAAUCGACAUUCGGACAUCGCAACUGCAACAACGCAGCAUUGGUCCAUUAGCCCCGUUUUCCAAUUUCAAUUUUCCAUUUUCCGAGUGUGGGAGGUGCGUGGGGUAUCUUCCCUGGGCAUUACGUGAGGAGAGGCAUAAAAUAAGAAUUAGGGUAAAAAUUAAGAAGCCAGCUCAUCACUUAGCUGAUUAAAUACCACAUUUUCUCGUUACGAAAGGAUUUUGAAAAACACUAUUCGAAAAGUGUAGGAUUUAACAUAUUUUGCUUUAAACAAGUAUUAAAAGCAGUGUCAAUAAAUGUUUAUUAAUAAUAAUUUAAAACAAUUUUUUUUUGUGUGCACCUAUCAAUUAAAUCUAAUAAAGAUAGAAUCGUUUAAUUAUUAAUCGUUCUGUUUAAUCUUACUCAAAUCACUAUACACAGUGCAUAAUGAAAAGAUAACAUCUUAUGAUGUUUGCACGUGCGAAUAAUCGGUAAUAAAAAGGUAUAAAAACCAAGGCAGCGAAAUAAGUAUCGCUUUUUAAAUUUAUAAAACCAAAAAACUGUGCAACUAUGUCCUUAAAAUUUGUGGAAGUCCUUCUGCUCCUGUCCAUCGCCACUUUGGGACUUGUACGAGCUAAUUUGGAAGUUCGAAUGGAAUCUGUUGAAAAAAUUGUGGGUGACGAGGAAACACUGGUUGAUUUCGACGUUCGUUUGCUUGGACGGGAACGCUUACUAAAUGGGACAGUUAAAGUACUCGUUGAUUUGGAUAACGAAGUCGAAUUUGCCCACGAAAUAUUCGCCCAUCGAAAUGGAGAAUGGGUGCCUUCCAGUAUUGGUGUUCGCUAUAAGACCUGCAUGUACAUGUCUGUUAUUUACGACAAGUAUUUUUUGCCAUUCCUCAAGGACUCGGACCUUCCAAGAGGUAAAGAUGCCUGUCCAUUGAAAAAGGGCAAUUACUACUUAAGAAAUGUAGAGGUAACUGCCGAGAAUUGGGCUCAUUAUGCCAGGAUGGGCUUGGUCAAAUCAGUACUCAUCAUUAGAAAAAAUAACAUAACAUAUGGAGGCGUAAUUUUUAUCUUAGUUUUACAAGAGAAAGUUUUCUAACAAGGCUACCAGCAUAUCAUUCCCCCGAGAUAAAUUUACAUAAAUUUUAAAAAUAAAUUUGAUCGGUUAAAUGCUGAUUAGUGGCUUUAAUGUUACAUCUUUUAAGGUUAUGCUGUCACUGAAUUUUUUGAUCUAUAAAUCUAUAUAUACAAUUUUUGAGUGUUGAUAUUCCAUGUUCAUGAAUGAAACAAUAAAAUUAUGAUUCAUUCUCUCUUGCUUACAUUAAUUCGGGUGUUGAUAAUGAUCAAUAUUAUAUGUACCUUAUAGAACCACAUGAGAAUUCUGCAAAAGUUUA
Messenger RNA from Drosophila suzukii, 2374 nucleotides. RefSeq names its product Chemosensory protein A 46a (gene CheA46a). The record is from RefSeq and is a predicted model, not a curated record. Lineage: Eukaryota; Metazoa; Arthropoda; Insecta; Diptera; Drosophilidae.